Messenger RNA from Cyanistes caeruleus (blue tit), 1003 nucleotides. NCBI's taxonomy places the organism in Eukaryota, Metazoa, Chordata, Aves, Passeriformes, Paridae. The record is from RefSeq and is a predicted model, not a curated record.
CUGUCCCCAGGCCGUGGCCAAGCUGAGCCAGAUGCAGAACGUGGUGCUGUCCAUGGUGUCGGGGAUCGCGCCCGGCGUGCGGAGCCGCAUGGGGCAGCGGGCGCUGGUGCUGGAGGUGCUGGGGCUGCUGCUGGACAUCAUCGCCCCCAAACUGCGGCCCGUGAACACGCAGCUCUACAGCCUGAAGGAGAAGCAGCAGCUGGCUGAACUCAUCAGCACCAUGCUCACCUACAACCUCACCUACCUGCAGGAGCGCCUGCCCGAGGGCCAGUACGUCUUCAAGCUGGAUCCGAACGUGGAGGCCGUGUGCCGCUUCCCGGAGCUGCCGGCCCGCAGGCAGCUCAGCUACCAGGCCAAGCAGCUCAUCGCCAGGGAGAUCGAGCUGGAGAAGAUGAGGAGGGCAGAACGGAACCUGGGCCAGGACCCCGGGAAUGGCCUCGGGGAAGAGCGAGGGGACGCGGAGCCAGCGGAGACCCCCAGCCACCAGCAGCGCCUGGAGCACCUCCUGAGGAGAGCAGUGGUGCAGGACAAGCCCGAGAGGGAUUUUUUCGGGAGGCCAGUCCAGCGGAAAGAGGCGGCCCCGGCCCCAGCCCCUCAGGUUUCCAAGGAGGAAUCCCUGGAGCUGCAGAUGGGAAAAGCCGUGGGGAAGAGCGACGUGUGGUUCCGCUUCAACGAGGGCUUCUCCAACGCCGUCAGGAGGAACCUUUACAUCAGGGACCUGCUCUAGCAGGGCUGGGAGGGAGCCAGGAAUUCUGGAGCUGGAGGGAUCAGCUGGGUUUUGGCUUUCUAACCCAUGGAUGGGGUUUGUGGCUGUGAUCUUGGCGUAGUAGUUUUUUAUUUUGUUUAAAAAGAGAAAUAAAAUGGAUCUACAAAAAUCAGCAGGGGAGUGUUGCUCUGUUUAUUCCAGUCAUAAACCUCGAGUUCUGCCUGCUCUGCUGCGAAAUGAUGUCCUACAGUGUACAAAAGCAUCUAAAAUCACUAAAAAUGGGGUUUUUUAUAAAAA